This is a messenger RNA of Abrus precatorius (Indian licorice), 375 nucleotides long. RefSeq names its product egg cell-secreted protein 1.4-like. Bases 1 to 375 code for a protein of 124 amino acids. The record is from RefSeq and is a predicted model, not a curated record. Gene Ontology annotation, biological process: double fertilization forming a zygote and endosperm. Lineage: Eukaryota; Viridiplantae; Streptophyta; Magnoliopsida; Fabales; Fabaceae. The transcript has a single exon.
AUGGCUCUCAAACAUGGAUUAUUCUUCUUGUUGACCCUUUCAUGCUUUGUUGCACAUGGAACAGCAACAAGGGACUUCUUGAUUAAUAAUCCAAAACAAGACCUAGUGGACUGCUGGAGCCACCUCAUUGAGUUAAAAUCUUGUUCUAAUGAGAUUUUGCAUUUCUUCACCAAUGGUCAAGCUGAUAUUGGGCCCAACUGUUGCUGUGCCAUUACAGUGAUAACCCAUAAAUGCUGGCCCGCAAUACUCAUUUCCUUGGGCAUCACGGCCCAUGAAGCUCAUUAUUUACGUGCCUAUUGUGAUGCGGCUACUUCAAGCCCAGCUCCAGCUCCAGCCCCUGCUGCUGAUGGAGAGGAGACGCCAUUUCCAAUAUAG